AUGGUUUACCCAUUUGAAGCUCUCUUUCUCUCCUACCAGUCUGAUGUGUUGACGGGGCAGGGAAGGACAUUGAUCAAUUUCAAGGACAAUUUCAAGGACCUAUUGAUUUUAAUACCACUACUUCCAAGGAAGGCCAGGAUGCCGCCCCAAAGCAGAAAGGUCCAAAAUGAGCACCGCUUGAUUGACUUUACUUACUUGAAGAUACGAACAAAGUUUGCUGAUCUGCAGAAGCAAAUCCUCGAAGAUUCGUUUACUUCCAGCACAUGGCUUUGGGACGAGAUGCUAAGCAACCUGCAUGUACCUGUAGAGAGACUUUGA
This is a messenger RNA of Seminavis robusta, 318 nucleotides long. The record is from the annotation of a GenBank genome assembly. NCBI's taxonomy places the organism in Eukaryota, Bacillariophyta, Bacillariophyceae, Naviculales, Naviculaceae.